Molecule: messenger RNA, 882 nt
Organism: Physella acuta
Lineage: Eukaryota; Metazoa; Mollusca; Gastropoda; Physidae
Product: alpha-(1,3)-fucosyltransferase C-like
Cellular component (GO): membrane
Molecular function (GO): fucosyltransferase activity
Source: RefSeq, a predicted model, not a curated record
AUGACCGAUGCCCUCUUCGACUUCUCCAAAUGCCACUACAACAACUGUCGCUACGACGGGCUUGACCUCAGCGAGCAGACGGAUGUGGUGCUGGUCAACGUGGACUGGAUCACGGACGACUCGCUGCCCAAGAGAAGGUGGCCGCACCAGCUGUAUGCGGCAAUGACGUGGGAGGCACCGCCCAAUACCAGAGCCGGAUUUCUGUCCAAUGCCAACUUAUCAUGGAACUUUGCCUUCAACCUUACCUUCACGUACAGGAGAGAUGCCGAUAUAUUUUUACCUUACGGGAUUCUGGAGUUCAAGCCGCUUGCAAAGAAUGUGCAACCUAACUAUUACGAGAUUGCCAAGAGAAAAACUCGCUUUUCAGCCUGGUUGGUCAGCAACUGUGAGACCAAUUCCAAGAGAGAGGACUACAUCGACCAGAUGCAGAAAUAUGUAGUCGUCGACACGUAUGGUGGCUGCGGACGCCCGUGUAAAAAAGACUACUGCGCCUCCGUCUUCACCGACUACAAAUUUUACCUGGCUUUUGAGAACUCCAUCUGCCAUGACUACGUUACAGAGAAGUUCUUCAAAGUCUUUCGUCACGACCUCCAUAUCGUGCCUGUAGUCCGAGGCGGGAUCGAUUACAAAAAAUAUUUCCCCCAUGACGUGUUCAUAGACGCUGCUGAUUUCAAAUCCCCGCGGGACCUUGCUAUUUAUUUAAAAGAUCUUGGUAAAGAUUUGAAGAGGUACAGUGGAUACCUUGAGAGGAUUGAUCAGUACGUCUGGGGGCAGAGACCUACGGCUGGGUGUGUCGUGUGCGAGUUUCUGCACACGAAGGCGAUGGGGAGAAAGAUCUACAAUAUGACACGGUGGAUGGGGGAUGGACAGUGUGUUCUGUAG